Falco peregrinus (peregrine falcon) is the source of this 6441-nucleotide messenger RNA. It is a transcript of the gene PARPBP, whose product is annotated as PARP1 binding protein. Gene Ontology annotation, biological process: negative regulation of double-strand break repair via homologous recombination. Gene Ontology annotation, cellular component: chromatin. NCBI's taxonomy places the organism in Eukaryota, Metazoa, Chordata, Aves, Falconiformes, Falconidae. The transcript has 11 exons. Bases 111 to 1859 code for a protein of 582 amino acids. The record is from RefSeq and is a predicted model, not a curated record.
CGCUCCCAUUGGGCGGCGGCGGCGGGUUUAAAUCCAAACCGCCGGGGAGGGCAGCCGUGCCUCCGGGCUGCCGCGCUGCGGGCGCCGCUGUCCUCCUGGUCGCGCAGACAAUGAUUGCUUUCCAGCAAAAAAUUUUAAACUGGAUCAAGUGUUUCAGAAGACAAUGGGUUUUAUUUUCAAACUCUGAAAGGACUACUGUAUGUGGAGCAGACUACAUGCUGAUGGCGUUACAGCUGUCGAUGGCUGAAGUCAAUAAACAGCACCAUGGAGAUUUCACAGUAUCACUUAGUGACGUGUUGGAAACUUGGAAGUAUUUUUUACAUGACAAACUGGGAUUAUCAUACAAAAACAUGAAAGAACCUGAAAAUUAUGCUGACGUAAAAAAAGCCUAUCAUGCCUUCUUAGAAAGAAGCAAUAUGUUAGAUCUAAUAGACAUAUGUCAGAAAUGCUGUGGUCUUGGACUUGUAUCUGAAGAUGAAAGCAUAGCCCCUGCUCAACUGUUGGAAUUUAUUUCUGGCAUACAGAAUGCACAAGAAAAUAAUGUUUCUGUUCCUUCUACUCCUCCCACACCGGUCAACAGACAGGGCCAGGAGAAUGUGAAGGUGACAGGCCUAGCAAAGAAGUGUGUUUGUUCAUAUUUAAGCUUGCUGGUGAAUUCUAAGGAUGAUCUGGCAUUGGCUCGUAUUUUAAAUGUUCCUGACAGAGGACUUGGUAGAGAUGCCUUCACUAACCUAAAACAUGCCUCACAGAAGAGCGAAAUGUCUAUUUUCUUGAUGGCAACAUCUUUUAUCCGAACCGUAGAACUUGGAGGAAGAGGCUGUAAAUCUUCAUUAUUUGAUCCUUUAAGAGUCCAUGUAAAGGGGCUUUCAAAUCUUGUUAAUUUUAUUGACAAGCUGCAAGACAUUGUUGGUGAAAUCUUAAAUCCAAGAAUUGCAGGGGAGCGAAUUCUGUCAACAGUGAAGAUGCAUUUGAUAAAAGACCGAAGCAAUGGGGAUCCUUUCUGUCAGGCAAUAGAGGAAGUUGUAGAAGAUUUGGAUUUGAAGAUUAAAAAUAUUAUUGAUUCACAACAUGAAGUCUUGACUGCCAGCACUACUGGAGUCAGUCCAGCACGGCCAAAAUUGCAUUCCAUAAAUCAUGGCACUGUGUAUUGUGGCAGACACACUGUAAAGGUCUUACUCGUUCUUCUGGAUGAAGAAGCAGUCAGUCCUCCUACCCAGAACACAGCAGAACUAUUAUAUGAUGAUGAAAGAUUAAAUUUGUUCGGAACCACCUCUGUUUUGACACUCUUCAGAUCUCCAGCACAGUCCAGUGGAUCUUCUCCAAAACCUCUUAGACAACGUAUUCAGAAAUCUAUGGAUGAAAAAAAAAAAAAGAUGAAACCAUCUUCAAUCAAAUCUCAGUUUGCAUGUACAUAUAAAAAUGAGUUGAGUGAAACAAAGGAUCAGCAUUUCCUCAGCAGUAGCCGAAUUCCAACCUGCAUGCAUCCUGCACCAAAGCAACAUUUAAAAGCUGGAUAUCUCACAGAAGGUAUGAAUUCCUGUCUUGAUGUACCAGUGCUUGGAACUAUUUCUGAAAAUGUUCACCAGACUAGAAGUUACACAGAAAUGGGAAAGCUGAGUUGUCAGCCAAGAAGUGAGAACUCCAAGAAUGAACAGAUGGAUUUGAAUAAUGACAAAGUAAUCUGCGAUAAGGAAAGCGAACUGUCUUUGCAAAAAAUUGCUAAAAGACCUAAGACUUCAAACAAUCCUCAGAAGGAAUUAGACAGCAAAACUGGUGGAAAAAGAAAACACAGCAAAACUGCGAGCAAGAAUAAGUUGAUUGCUGGUCAGGCAAAAUUAACUCACUUUUUUCGACUAUAAGGUUUUGUUCGACAUAUAUGGUAUGUUGGCUGGUUCAGAUUUGCAAGAAAAGGGUGAAAUUAAUGAACUGCUUCCUUUCAUACUAAAAUACAUGGAAGGAGCUUGUGUGUAAUAUUAGACAAUUAAUUACAAGCCUAGAUUAUGCGGAAGUCUUUUAUUUUUUGAUAACAAUACAUUGUUAGUAGUUACAGCUAUGUUCUUUUUUGAUAAUGAAUUACUUCUCCUUCUACAAUGCUAUGGGAAAGCAUUUUUGGAUGCAUAUGUAUAGCCACACUGAAACACAGUAACUUCAAGUUACAUUAAACUCAUAAUAAAAUGUUUGGUCUUCAAAGAAGGUGGUGUAGGUCAGAAGUUUUCAGACUUGCCAACAAGGUCGAUAGACUCUUCCCAGCAUACACCUGAGCACUACAGAGAAAAAAAAAUAUCUGGAAGUUUAAAAUAUCAAAGAUCUAGAAUUCUUUAUGGCCUCUGGAAAUACUAAUUGAACAAGCUUAACAAAUACUUCCUCUCCCGUGCACUGAACACAAUAGACAUGAAGUUUCUAAAUGAAUCUUUAUCAAAUUCCCGUAUAGGCAUACUUUAUGAGAAUGAAAUAUUUUCAUUUUACACAAAAAUUAUCUUUACCAUCAAAAUCUCUUCUUCCUAUAGGGAAUUUAGGCAAAUUUUCUUCAUCUGCAGUCUCUCUUUGCUGUAUUGAUUCAAUGUUUCGAAUUUCAGUGUCAGCUGGGAAAGCCAUGGCUCCCUUCAGUGCAAGAUAAGGUAGUUGCUUUCUACUUAAGUUGAUUGACAUAACAUGAUUUAAGAAAUCAUGUCUGGAGCCUGUGUCCUAUUUUAAGGGAAAACAAGAGUAGCAGUAAAUAAAGUCAGUUGUGGUCACUUUUUGUACUUGACUUUUUAUACUUUAUACUUAGCAGUGCAAGUGAUUUAUAUUUCAAGAUGAUUUAAAAUCAUAUCUAAUAAGAAUGUUUAAAAGUAGUUAAUUGCUUUACAUCUUUGGCUGCAAUGGUUUUAUGGUAAGGAAUGAGAGAAAAUAAUGAGUCUUGUAUUUGGUGAAGUUAAAAACCUGUUGAUGCAUAUAGGGACAUGCUGAAUCAAAUAUAAAUACAGGGUUUUUCCUCCUCAAGUUUUGGGUACACAUAAUUCUGUAAAAAAUCAGAUUUCUUUUAUUCAACUGUCCAACACAUUUAAAAUGUUGGAAUUAUAUUCUUACAGUUGAAAAUUUAUUCUUGACUAUAGUAUGCUAUUUUUUAUAUAUUCACCAGGUUGUUGCUUUAAAUCCUUGUACGUUUUCUAAAGGGCUAUAAAGAGAAUAUUUGUUUUACGAUUAAGCCAAAACAUAAAACUGAAAACUCACCAAAAACUUCACGUUUCUGUCAUCUUCUUCAUCCAAAACACUACUGUCUUCAGUCUUAUAACGCUUUAGCAAAGGUAUAGCUCCUCUGUUCCCAGUUGUAUCUCCAUUUCGCAAAGUUUUUCCUAAUGUGGUUAGCAACAUAUCUUCAUCUACCUUCUGCAGAGAUUUUGAAACUGAGAGUAGAAAACCUUGAGAAAAAAGACAAAGAGAGAGAAUUAACAUGUAGGAUGAGAUACACAUUCUUAGUUACUCAAUACUUGCAUAGAAGUUAAGCAGUUUUCAAAUUUUAAGAAGUCUUUUCCAGUUGUAAAUUAAGAUGUUCUCUAUCUAUGCCCACUUUAUAUAUUUUAUGGAUUGAAUGGAAACUACUUCAAUGGCUGAUGAGUUCAGUCUUUUUAAAAUGACUCAUAUUAAGGAGUAACCUUUUCUAUAAUCCCUCUAAUCCCAUCUGUUGCUUAGAACUGCUUAAAUGUGGGUUUUUUUUCAGCAUGGAUGAUUUGUUUCUUUGUAUGUUUUUAGAACAGCACAGAUUAAUUCCUCUUGAUGGGUCACUAUAACAGAGUGCACAGAAAAAAGUGAUGUCCAUUUGUGUUGUUUUUAAAGCCUUACCUCCAGUUAAGGCAAUUUAAGAAAAGGAACUAAUCUACAUAAGUAAGCAGGACUGUUGUAGAGGUGUAAUCUGUCAUAGUUUUUGAUCAAAAGUGAUUCACAAAAGAGUUGAAAAGCUUGACAUUUAACAAUAGCUUACACUGCUUUACUGGGUUAGAGCUGAAAUCAUUAAUUUGUAUUUCUAUGUCCAUUAUGUCAGGUUACAUUAUUCAGAGCUUAUGUCUAGAAAUCUUUAUUAAUGCCCAAGUAAUUAUAUUUAUCUGCAUCUUCUUUCUGAAAAUGGAGCUUUUCCAGCUACAAAUGUAAUGUAGUCAGAUAUGCUUGCUAAGAAUGUAGAAGGAAAAGUAAACUUCAGUUUUUCAUUUUAAAAGUCUUUGAAGUCUACCUAUUACUCUGUGGAAGGAAAUGUAGGAGUUUCAGCAUAUAUAUAUAUAUAUAUAAUUUCUUUAAUUUAUUUUACCUUAUGUGGAAAGCAAAUGGGACCAGCUCUAAUUUAGCUAAUUUCAAUGUCAGUGAUACAAACCACCUAUUCAGUGGCUGUGUGCCUCUUAGUUGGUACCCAUCUCUUCAAUACAUGUUUGUUUUACUCUAGUGGAGAAAGCCAAACAUCCUGCUAGACAAGGCAAACCACUAGGAAACUGAGCAAGAAACUGACUAUGCGGAAGGAGUACCAGUUCCCCCUUGUCUUCUUCCCUCACUCUCUAUUUUGCUGUUCUGGCUUUUUGUCUGUAUUGACAUAUGCUAGGAACAAAAUGUAAAAUUUUAUUAGCAAAAGUGAUUUCUUAUAGUGGUUCUCUUUUUUUUUUUUUUUUCUUUUAUUGAUUUUCUGACGGUCUUCACUAGUACCUACCACUAAUGUGGUGUGAAGGAGAAAUUAAGAUCAAUAUUUAAUUGCCUGGACAAGCCUACAACACAUCAGUGGUAGUCACAUAUAGCAAGUAUACAAUUUGUCUUUAUACCCAUUGAACAAAUUCCAAGGAAGAAAUAUGACUGCUGCUAGAGAGGUGUUGCAUAGUCCUAGGGAAGUAUGGAAAGAAUAAACGAUUCCUGCUGAAAGCAGGCAAGGAUACCCCUCUAAUCCACAGACUGAGGACAUUGUGUAGAAGGGCUGACCGGUGUUAUUGGAACUGUGGUAUUUUUAAUCACUGCUCGCUGCUAAACUUCCUGGAAAAGCGGACUGCCUUGCCAAAGUAACUUCUUGGUAAGAAGUUUCAUGGGAAAACACAUCCUGCUGGACUAAGCAGAUUUUGACUGAGACAUUUUGGGUAUACCCACUUUUCCUCAAAUGAGGAAAGUGCUUUUAAUCCUUUCCAGGCAGAGUGUCUCUGACAAAUAGAACUACUACUUCUCAUUCUUUUCAUUUCCUUGCUGUAGAGCCUGCGCUUGCCUCUGGGCAAUUGAAAUGGUUUCUUUUCUUUGACUUUUAAUUGCCUGGCUACAGAGGAGACAAAUUUGAAAGUCAAUUGUAUACAGUUUUAUAUUUCUGAUCCAACCGCCCUUUGCUGAUUUGUAUUCUUCCCUCACAUUCAAUAUUUGUACAGUUUUGUUCAAUUUGAUAAAGCAAAAGCCAUCUCUGUUCUCUAAUGGUACUUUUCAUUUAGCUCAGCCUAGGAGAACAAGAGGAGUGCUUUGGAGCUGCCAUUGGCAACAAACCUUUCUUUUUAUAUGCUGGCAUAUGAGUUAAGAGUUGGGAAACAUCCACCCCAGUCGUUGUGUAUGUGGCAAGAGUUUCUGCUUAUCUGAAGCUGUAAUACCCACAGGUAUGCAGCAUAGAUCACACAUGACUUGCUUUCAAACACUUCUCUUUCAUUUAAUACAAAACACAGGUAAAAUAAGAACAAUUGACAUGCAUUAAUUGAAAAGUCCAUCUACAGUGUCUAAUCAGUUGUCUACUGUGUCUAUAAGCUGAUGUCUAUGGAAGAAUACAAUAUCAGGGCAAACUUAGGGUACGCCAUUCGGUAUCCUCUAGCACUUUUCGAACUGGUUGUUCAUUUUUAAGGAUCGUUGAAGAUCUGAGGUGGUUCUAAUGAUAACUAGUAGAACCUCCUAAUUAGACCGCUAAAAAAUCAAUAGCAUAUGUCUGUAAAUUCGGUGACUUUCUGACUGUUCAGAGCAGUAGAUAACAUUUGUACACCUGCAGAUUUGCAAUGCACUGUGUACACCUCUUCAUAAUGCCUUUGUAAGUCCUAACACUGCCUGCAUUUUUUCCUUGUCAUCUUGAAACUUGCCGUUUUAGUGAAAAUGUAAAAAGUUUUAAUAUACCAGCUUCUACGUUUUUAUCAUUGUUUAUAAAACUUUUUUAUUUUUAUAAUAACCUAAUGCUGCAUAUAGAGUAAUAACAAUUAUUUUGAUAAGGUCAUCUUGCUUUUACAUUGCAUUUUGUUACAAGGAAAUAUAAACUCUUAACAUCUGAAAUUUGAUGUGAUAUAUGUAAGUAAAUAAAAUCUAAGUGAUAAUGUGUCUGGAAUUUGCCUCAUGCCCAUUUUCAAUACUUCUAGAAUGGGUUAUAAAACAAUUGUAAUAGUUUUAUUUGGUCUUGUAUCUACUGUAAUUGCCAUGUUUAAGUGUUUGAGCCCAAUGCCUAGUAAUGACUGAACAAUAAAUAAAACAGGUGUAUCU